GAAAGAACAACUUUUUCAACUUAUACAACUUCAAUAAUCGACAACAAUGACCAUACUUAACAAUUUUUCUUACCGUUGAGUCGUUUGUACGGCGCAACAUAUCAUUAGAACAAUGACUUUUCAAAGUUCUUGUCAAAAACUUUCCACUUGACCGACCGUCAAAUACACGUUUUGCGUCUAAAACGAUCUUUUCCGUUGAAUUUCAUCACAAAGUUGCCGGAAAAGGUAUUUGUUUGUCAUUAUCUGGCAGUCGAACCUCGACACGAGCGCGAUUGACACAAAAAUGCUUCUCAAUCUCUUGCUGAUUUGUUCCGUCGUUGCAACGGCUUUUGCCCAAGAAUUCCUGUAUCCGCCGGAAAAUGUGCCCAUUUGGAAGGGAAAACGUUACGAGCUACGAAAAGCGGAGAAAUUAGACGAAUUUUUGACAGAAAUCGGCAUCAACUUCUUUAAACGCAAAUUCUUCCUGUUGCAAGAACCAAUCAUUGAAUUGAUCGAUAUCGGCAAUGACGAGUACAUCAUGCGCCAUACCACGACACUCAAAACGACGGAAUUCCGCUUUAAGCCCGACGUCGAAUUCCAAUCCGAUCAAAUAAGUCAGCUGGAGGGAACGUACAAAGCAAAAGUUACUUUCGAUACGGCAAAUCGACUAACAUUAACUUACCUCGACGGACCACAAAUUCAAAUUGUCUACGAUUUCAAGGAAACGCAACUACAAGUUACAUCCAGUUGCAAUAAUGUCGAAGCCCGACGAUGGUUUAAGGCAAUUUAGCUCGAUGUCAUCAAAUUGAAUGAAUUGCAAAAGCUUACUGAAAGAAGAAAAUGCAUCGUAAUAUUAAAUAAAAAUAAAUUUUCAAAAAAAAAUCAAAGCCGUCGCAUGCAACAACAAUAAUUUUUUAUAUAAAUAUGUGAAAAAUUACCCUCUGGAGGUAAUAAAAUAAAUAAAUAUGGAACAAUAAAAUAUGC
Molecule: messenger RNA, 963 nt
Organism: Culicoides brevitarsis
Lineage: Eukaryota; Metazoa; Arthropoda; Insecta; Diptera; Ceratopogonidae
Product: fatty acid-binding protein-like
Exons: 3
Coding region: 284-769 (161 amino acids)
Source: RefSeq, a predicted model, not a curated record